This is a messenger RNA of Stegodyphus dumicola, 1140 nucleotides long. RefSeq lists its product as uncharacterized. Gene Ontology annotation, cellular component: chitin-based extracellular matrix. NCBI's taxonomy places the organism in Eukaryota, Metazoa, Arthropoda, Arachnida, Araneae, Eresidae. The record is from RefSeq and is a predicted model, not a curated record. Gene Ontology annotation, molecular function: structural constituent of chitin-based larval cuticle.
UUUCUCUUGUUGCUGAUUCUGUCUGUUUCUCUGGUUAUUGCCGCUCCUCUUUAUGGAGAAGAUGGCGGAUAUACUGGCCACGCAUCAUACGUCCCACUGAAAAAAAGUCUUGAAAAAUUUCUCAGUCGAACAGAGUCACAUUCGGAUGACAGUAUACACACAUCUGCUGGAAGCCCAGAGUUGACAAAAAGGCCCUCCAAACAAAUCGCCCCAUUGCUGCACGAAGACAAAGUAGUCCCGAAAGUUUAUGACGUAGCACAAUAUGCUCCUACUUAUCAACAUGGAUACGGUAACAACAAAAUAACCGCGGAAGUACCUUCAGCACCGUACGCUAAAGCUACUCUUUACGGCCCUAGUAGUGGAGGACACAAAAUUGCUGACGCUUACCAAAAUCAGUACAUCGAUUCACCUUCAGAUAAGGAACAUGACUAUAAGGAAGAUUAUUUGUCUUAUCCCCAACCGUAUGAAUACGGGUACGCUUUAAAAGAUGAACAUGGCAACGUACAGCACAAAAAAGAGAGUAGUGACGGUCAUGGUAAUGUACGCGGCACGUACGGGUUUACGGACGAGCACGGAUUGUACAGGAGUGUGGAAUAUGUGGCGGAUAAAGGGGGAUUUCGAGCUUCUAUCAAAACCAACGAACCUGGCACAGAGAAUCAAGAUCCCGCAGACGUACAUUUAGAAGUUGAACAUCCAAAAUACUGAGUCAUCCAGGCAAAUGGACUAUUUACUAAUCACGUGUUAAGAUAAGCUGGCCAAGUAUGGAAAGUGUACUUGUGUUUCGCCAUAUCCAAUGGAAACUCUGAAGAGUUAUUAUUCUAACAGGAAAAGUACAAUAAUUGUAAAUAUUCAACAGGAAUGUUCAACAGCUUUGUUACUUUGUGAAUUUUCAUUUUUAAACAAUUGUACGAGAAAUAUAUUACAAAUACAACCCAUAUCCUAUGAAAUGUUGCGAAACAUCGAGUUUAGCUACUCAUCAUGAUGUUAUAAUCAUUUAACAUAAAGUAGCAUCAUUUUCUUGAAUGCGAAUGCUUAUCAUUCACUGCCAAUGUAGAAUAAUUUUGUUCUUAUAUAUUUGUUAUAUAGAUAAAUGUAUGUAUUUGUUGUCUAUUUAUUGAAAUAAAGUCUUUUGUAACAUGA